Messenger RNA from Clunio marinus, 270 nucleotides. Lineage: Eukaryota; Metazoa; Arthropoda; Insecta; Diptera; Chironomidae. The record is from the annotation of a GenBank genome assembly.
AUGGAUGUUACAGAAAAUAAUCCUUUUGGACCAAUUUGUGCUUGUAAUGUUUGUCAUGAUCGAAAAACUCUGCCAUACUGUCAGGUUACUAAAAGCCGAAAGAAAAAAUGUUCAAAGAGACGACGCCUUGUUUCAACUCCAAUUUGUUACAAUGCAGCAUACAGACCACUUUUCAUUCGACACUGGGCACCUGGAAUUCCUUGUGAAUACUGUCUCCGGAUCGGUUGCACAGGAAAACUUCGUGAUUUUGAUCCGUGUAUACUCUAUUAA